Molecule: messenger RNA, 1867 nt
Organism: Hordeum vulgare subsp. vulgare (domesticated barley)
Lineage: Eukaryota; Viridiplantae; Streptophyta; Magnoliopsida; Poales; Poaceae
Product: hydroquinone glucosyltransferase-like
Exons: 1
Coding region: 1-1704 (567 amino acids)
Molecular function (GO): UDP-glycosyltransferase activity
Source: RefSeq, a predicted model, not a curated record
AUGGUCAGGAAGGGCUUUGAUUCACACUGGAUAGCGAGGGUGAUGCAGAUGGUGAUGAGUGGGAGGACGACCAUUAACAUCAAUGGAGAGGUUGGCCCAUACUUCCCCACGGCCCAGGGUGUUCGGCAAGGGGACCCGGUUUCCCCCUUCCUCUUCAAACUUGUGGUUGAUGCCCUGGCCGCCAUCUUAGACAAUGCCAAGGCCGUCGGGCAUAUAUCGGGGCUUUGCCACCAUCUCCUUGGUGCGGGUGGAAUCACACACCUUCAAUAUGCCGAUGACACAAUCCUGAUGGUCCAGGGGCCGGCUAGUGACAUCGCCCACUUGAAAUUCCUGCUCCUUUGCUUUCAGGAGAUGUUUGCCCUAACGAUUAACUUCUCCAAGAGUGAAGUUAUGGUAUUAGGCUACACAUACGAGGAGAAGCUUAGUAUAGCGAACCGACUCAAUUGCCGUCUUCGAACCUUCUCAACAACCUACCUCGGCAUGCCCAUUAAUGAUUCCCGGAUCCUGGAGAAGGAUUUGAGACUAGCGGUGGACAAAUUCCAACACCGGGUGGACUCAUGGCAAGGGCGUUGGUUGUCCAAAGCGGCUAGGAUGGUUCUGAUCAACUCGCCCGUGACGAGUUUAUUGAUGUAUUUAAUGGGAUUCUAUAGCCUGAAUGAAUCCCUGCAUCACAACAUUGCCAAGUACCAUUCCCGGUUUUUCUGGGCUGGGAAAGGUGACAAGCAGAAGUACCACAUGGUAAAAUGGUCGAAGAUUUGUAAACCCAAGGACCUUCCGCGUGUGGUGCCGGUGCCACUGCAACGAGGAAACGGCGAAGAAGAAGAGGUCGACUCAGGCCGAGACCCCGUCCCCGUGCUGCAGACAAUCGCCGACACCGCCGCUCGCUGCGGCGAGUCACGGGCGCUGAUACUCAACACCUCCGCGUCCAUGGAGGGGCUCACGCUCUCUGGCAUCGCACCGCACAUGCGCGACGUCUUUGCCGUCGGCCCCCUCCACGCCAGGCGGGCCAGAGCCCGACAAGCCGCAGCAGAAACAGAAACAGAGCACGUGAGCGGGGACGACAUGAGCUUGACGGCGUGGCUGGACGGCCACGAGGACCGGUCCGUGGUGUACGUGAACCUAGGGAGCCUCACGAUUAUCUCGAGCGAGCAGCUGGCCGAGUUCCUCCACGGCCUCGUCGCCGCCGGGUACGCCUUCCUGUGCGUGUUCCGGCGGGACAUGCUCCACCAAAUGACUGCCGCUGUGUCCCUCCGGGAAGCGGUGGAGGCGGUGGCGGGAGCCGGCAUCGACAGGGCGUUGGUGGUGGAGUGGGCGCUGCAGCGGGACGCGCACCACGUGCUGCGGCACCGCGCGGUGGGGUGCUUCCUGACGCACGGCGGGUGGAACUCGACGCUGGAGGCCGCCGUGGAGGGCGUGCCGGCGGUCUGCUGGCCCUUCUUCGCCGACCAGCAGACCAACAGCCGCUUCGUGGGGGCCGUGUGGAAGACGGGGCUGGACAUGAAGGACGUGUGUGACAGGGCCGUGGUGGAGAAGAUGGUGAGGGAGGCCAUGGAGUCCCCUGAGAUCAGGGCGUCGGCCCAGUCCAUGGCACGGCAGCUCAGGCUGGACGUCGCCGAGGGGGGCUCGUCGUCGUCCGAGUUGGAGCGGCUCGUUGGCCUCAUCACCGAGCUCAGCGCCGUGAAACCUGCUCCCGCUCUCACUUGAUUUAUAUGUGCCGAUUUGCCGUUUGUUGUAAUAAGAGGUGUGUUGCUAUAAUUUGAAACUGCGUGGAUUAUUUGGUACUGUUGUAAUCUGUUCGCAGACGUGAGACCAUCAUCUUUAUUGUGUUGAAAUAAUCGAGAAAUUAAUAAAGGAAAACUCUUCAAAU